GACCACAGGGCCAGUUUCGACGCACUGCAGUUUGCACACUAGUAAACGGCACUGCAGUCGACUGGCAUUGCUAGGGUGGUGCGUAGGUUUGUGGCAUCCAAUGCCCGCACAAGCGCGGUGUUCCAAAGUCCAGUCUCCGAUGAUGCCUUUAACAAUUUGUCAAAGCUCAACAGACUGAAUACAUUACUGUAGAGACUUUCUUCUUCACCCUGAGGAGAUUCUGGACUUGGAAACACCGGUUUUGCUUGUGAUGUCGCGCUGGGUGUAGCUUGCCACCCAGAAGAGGGACAGGAGGUGUCGUCAGUCAUUCUCCCGAACAUUUAGAACGUUGGGUUUGUUUUGAUGCCCACCAGAACCUCAAAAUACCAUAAUUAUUGCAUAUCAUAAAGGUUGUCCGGCUAUUGGACAGUGCAGCUCACUGGAAAAAGUCUCCAGGGCAAUGUCAUGCCCUGGCUUGCCAGCGUCCCGUCUCUCCUUGAGAAGACAUCCAGUGUAUUAUUCCAGACGCCAUUGUCGUUAAGGAUCGUCAAGUGCAGAUCAAUGGGACCGUUGGUGGAAGCAGAUCAUAGAACGUCACUUCCGAUCGCUUGAGUCAUCAAAAUGGUUCAACGAUCGCGCGCGUUGUGAAUGCUUCCUCUGUACGUCCCAGCUUUACAUCAAGGAAACACUUGUCUUGUCAUGUCGUGCAGGUCAUUCCUGUUGCGUUUUCCAGGCAGCACGCGGACAUUUGCGCGCCAGCCGCAACUAUCUCCAGCAUUCAGAACCUCCCCUUUCACCUGCCCGCCCAAACGCAAUGUGCAAAACAUACAGCUUCGAGCAUUCACAGCAACGCAUUCUAGAGGGCAACGCAUAAUAAUUCAACCCGGUCCAGAGUGGCGGGGCCGGCGAGAUCAAGAAUAUGAGUACUUUAAACAACAGCCCCCACCCUUUUGGCAAAAUAAGACAUUUUUAAUGUGGACUGCAGCAGGUGGAGGUCUUUUUGGAGCGUAUUAUGUCAGCCAUCUGGAAACAGUCCCCAUAACAGGCCGAAAAAGAUUCAUUGAUGUGACUCCUCAACAAGAAAAGAUGAUGGCCAAGCAGGCAUUUCAGCAAGUGAUGGCUCAGUAUGGUCCGAAAAUAUUACCAUCUUGGCAUCCGUAUUCCCUUUUUGUGCGCCGGGUAGCGGAGAGAUUAAUUAAGGUGACUGGAAUGAGUAAUCUCCACUGGGAAGUGUACGUCAUUGAAGACCCGCAGAAGAACGCUUUUGUUUUACCAGGCGGAAAAAUCUUUGUCUUCACCGGCCUGAUUCCCAUUGUAGAGGACGAAAACGGCAUGGCCGCAGUACUUGGGCACGAAAUUGCACACCAAAUUGCACGCCAUUCCGCUGAAAAGCUCUCUUGGGCUAAAAUAUUGAUUGUAGCGCAACUGCUCAUGGCGUACAUUUUUGACCCGGGGAUGCUCUUUAGUCGUUUGUUCCUAGAGCUUGGCAUCUUGAUGCCUUUCUCCCGCAAAAUGGAGUCGGAAGCAGACUACAUUGGACUGAGGCUCAUGGCGCAGGCCUGCUAUGACCCGGUGGCGGCAGUGGGUUUAUGGGAGCGCAUGAAGGAGGCUCAGAGGAGCUCAAAGUUGCUCGAGUAUGUCAGUACACAUCCCAGCCCGGAGAAACGGAUACAGAAGAUUACUGAAUGGCUACCCGAGGCAGAGAUGAUUAGAGAAGAGUCGGACUGUGAACAUACCGCAUCCAUCAUGGAUAGCUUCCGCCACCUACCACGGCCCAUUUGGUAGCGAUUUAUUAUGAAUAUCUAUGAACAUUUCGGUGAAGGCAUUUUGGAGCGCUCUAUCUCCUGUGUUUGAAUUUUAUGAACGGCGUGGCUUCACGUUAGAUUCCGAUAUAAUGGCUUUCUCUGUUACGUUGACUGUCUUUACAACAUCCAAAAAAGGUACCACUUUCCCGUUGGUAUAUUAAAUUCUUCCUCCGUGAAAUCCUUGAGUGGCUUCCUCGACUGUAGCACCCGACAGAGAUUACGACCUCCUUGAAGUGCUUCUGAAUUCAACUUACUGGGCUGACACUGUAGCAGCAGCUGACGCUCGUACAUUAUCUAACAUCCGAGUUGCACUGUAAUUGUUCGCACCAGCAGGUGCAUAGUGCACAUUUGUUUCCGAUCUUGGCACCAAACUUUCCGGUUCGCGCUUUUCUGUGGGUGGGUCAUGC
Spizellomyces punctatus DAOM BR117 is the source of this 2191-nucleotide messenger RNA. RefSeq lists its product as uncharacterized. Lineage: Eukaryota; Fungi; Chytridiomycota; Chytridiomycetes; Spizellomycetales; Spizellomycetaceae. The transcript is spliced from 12 exons. The record is from RefSeq and is a predicted model, not a curated record. Gene Ontology annotation, biological process: mitochondrial protein processing; protein quality control for misfolded or incompletely synthesized proteins. The coding region runs from base 628 to 1764 and encodes 378 amino acids. Gene Ontology annotation, molecular function: metalloendopeptidase activity. Gene Ontology annotation, cellular component: mitochondrial inner membrane.